AUGACUGCCACAAUAGAUGCAGGCCUUCUCAAUCAAUGGGAGAGUGUGAUCUAUGUUGCUUAUCUAGCAUCAGUUACAGCGUCUUUCGUUCUUUACGCCCCAUCCUUUGUUGGUGGCCGAGCUCUUCAGCAGAAACCACAAACCAGAGUCGUCCGAUUAGCUAUCAUUGCUAGCAAAGCUCUCAUUUUUUGUGCCGAGAGCGGGCCUGCUCGCCUGGUCGAUCCUACUGGUCCCUUUGCAGCUGUUCUCUGCUGGAGCGCAGCACUCUUCCUCACGUUCCCACAGUAUGCCGUAGUUUUCCAGAGCCAAGUGGCUCUUUACAUCGGCAUCAUUCUUGAAAUUCUUUUUGACGCUCUUGUCGCUCCCCAGCUUACCAUGUUUUUCCACACACCAUCCAUUUCAUCAAUGGUGACUAUGUCUAUGGUGGUUAAUCUCGUCUUACUUGCACACCCUCCACCUGAUCUGGAGGCUGUUGCCCAAUCCCAACUUUGGUCAUUCACUAUGCCUAUUCAGAUGUUCAGGAACACCACAAUUUGCAUCACACGAGAAACUCUGGACCCGGGCCACGAAAACGCCAAUCCUGCCCAGCAGCUGCCUGACGAACAAUAUGUCGCUGCUAUUGAGGAAGAUCUUCUGGCUUUACAAACUAGAUAUCGCACAGGUCACGAUUCUGUCACUGAUCUGUCUACUUCGUUGCUGUCUUUACUGCUACAAGAUUGGGCCGCAGUUCUCUUUACAUUACUUCUCUUUAUUGCUCUAAGCCUCUCCCAAGCCCUGUUUCUGUUGAACACCCUCAAUCUAUUCAGUUUGAGCGUCUCAAAACUCAAUAUCCAACACGUCCACUUUGUCUUUGCAACGAUAGUGGUCUACACUGGCAUGGCGGUUACAAUAGCAAAAUUUAGUAUAUUUGCCGCUGGCGCUGCACAAAGAUCUAAGCGGGGUAUUCUUGCUUUGGGAGAGAAUAUCCUCGGUCUUUUGGCAUUGUUAUAUACUAUAGGCACUAUCCCCUGUUUUAUUCUGGCGAUUGGUAUUGGGCGAAACAUGUACAAUAUGGCCGAGCCCUUCCGCGUUCGGAAGAAUCAGCAAGCACCAUCAGAUCUUGCGAAAGAAAUAUUCGUAGCGACUAAAGAAAUGAUUGGGAGCUUGGUGCCUUUGAAAAUGAUGGGACUCGAAGAUGUCUAUUUCACAAAAAUCCAGCGAUUAAAGGCCGCUGAACUCCUGGCGUGGACUGACAUCCGUAUCGGCCAGAAGUAUCAUGCUGUUGAGUACUUUUUCAUUCUAGGCUAUACAACUUUGGUCCUUCUAUUAACCAUGAUUUGGAAAUCCAAAGUUGAAGGUAUAUCAAUCAUGACUACAGCGCCGGUUGCAGCAGUUCUAUUUUAUAGAGCUGGUAAUACAAUGAAUCUUAUGAUGGAUAUUCGCGCCCUACCCCGCAUCCAAAGCAGUCUUCAGCAGAUUGAUGAGUUUCUUUCUGUUACUGAGAGAACGGAGUCAAGACAGUUUACGAAGGCUGAUAUCACAUCAAACGCUCCGAUCAUCAAAAUCGAGGGGCUUACCUGCCGUCUGAAUGGUGGCACAGAUGUCCCAUUCAACAAGCUUGACCUCUCUUUGAAAGCUGCGACAGUGUCUGUGCUACGUGGACCAAGCGCCUCUGGCAAGACCGCCCUGAUGGAAUCGAUACUUGGAGAAAUUGACUUUGCAGAGGGGAACAUCGAGAUGCUCGAUAGCGCUACGGCAUACUGUGGUCAAGAUGUCUGGCUCCAAACCACUUCUAUGAAAUGCAACAUCAUUGGCGCGUCAGACGUUGACAAUGCAUGGUAUGCUCUUGUCGUAGAGGCUUGCGAUCUACAGGUCGAGUUCGACAAGUUUCCGCAAAACGAUUCAACAAUUAUCUGCACCAACGCUAUCAACCUUGGUCUUGGUCAAAAGAUGAAGAUUGCACUUGCUCGAGCCAUUUACUCCAAGGCGCCAAUUCUUCUUUUGGAUGAUGUAUUUUCCGUUUUCGACAACGCAAUGGCUUUGAACCUUGCCGACCGACUUUUCUCUCGCGACAACGGCUUCUUAAGACAGCAUGGUACCACGGUGGUUUUAGCUGCACAAGCUUUCCCCACCCCGGCUCUAGUCGAUGCUGUAUACGAUAUCAAACAUGAUGGCGCUUCCGAAAUUUCUCAGCAAAGUCUUAUGCUAGCAUCAACCUCAAGCACCUUAUCCCUCCAGGGCAGGCGGCCUCAAGAACAAGUGCAGCCACCAAUGAUCGACUACAUGGCUGCAAUUCCGGCUAGAUACAACCAGUUAUCAACGAUGCAGCUUUUACGUUUUGUGCUCAAAGCAUUUCUAACAAAAAAGGCUUUUUUCAUAUGGGCAUCUCUGCUUUGUUUUAGCACUACACUAGAAUGGUGUAUUGAAGCGACUAUCUGGACGGACGCUCAAUUACUAAGCCAUAGCUUGUAUUAUUCGCUAACAUGGUUGGCAAUGGGCAUCUUGCUUGUUAUUGCUAAUUUCUAUGAGAUGGAUAUGUUCAAGCUGAAACUAGUUCCUCAAUAUGUGCAGUCGGCACAUGAUAAGAUGCUUGAGGCAAUGCUCUGGUCAUCUGCAGCCUGUAACCCUACCAACUCCUCUGAAGUUGAUACAACCAUGACAGAAGACAUGUUCGCUGCUACACGACAAUUACCUACACAUAUUGCUAAGUUCUUAUGUACUGCAACUGCUCUAACCAUCUACUUCGGCAUCAUAGCGUCUGUUAUAGAAUACUCUGUGUAUUCUGUCAUCGCUGCAGCCAUCAUUCUCUACAUUGUUCAGAAAGUAUUUAUCACGGCAUCGCAAGCGGCCGACAAGCUCUCAGCAGCAGCCUCCAUCAAGCUGAAAUCCAAUUUCUCAAACGUUAUAGAUGGUUUAACUUAUAUCAACAACUUGAAGUGGAACAAGCAGAUCUGGAGGCAACUUCUUACAGAUUUGAAAGCAAGUCAAAAGGCGGACAAUGAGAAACUCAGACUGGACCCGUGGCUUUCCAUGGCUGUCGACUUGAUUGUCGCUGGCAUAAUGCUAAGUCUUUCUCUUUCUUUGACGAUGUUUUAUGAUCGUGUCAACACAUACACUAUCAGCUUGGGUAUAUUGACGAUCUGUAAGUUUCAGGCGACUACUGUAGAUCUCAUGCAACAUCUUCUUGGGUUGGCGACGAAAAAAGAGUCACUCUCUCGAAUGGAAUACUUCUAUUCCAACUUCAAGUCAGAAGAGCUGAGAGAAGCAGUGGUCCUGCCUGAGAGGUGGGGUGAAGACGCAUCCAUCGAGUUUAACCGCGCCGUCAUUGGCAAUCAUGCUCCCAUCACAGGUAUCGCCAUACCAGGCCGGUCUGUCACCAUCAGGGGACGUAGUGGAAGUGGCAAGUCACGUGUCUUGCUUGCCCUCUUAUCACUGGUUCCGUAUGAAGGAUCUAUCAAGAUUGCGGGUCAGGAGGUUCGCGAGAUCCCUCCGCGAGAGCUUCGCAAGCACAUCUCCACUAUCACACAAGAGCCGUUUGACCUGCCGGGCACUGUUGAGGACAACCUCUUCCUGUAUAAGCUGCGCAAUCCAGAGAUUACCGGACGGGUAUGGGAUCAAGUCACAGCGUUUCUCUUGGCACAGAUUGGUAUACUCGAUGCCCUGGGCGAUUAUUACGACGCCCCCUUUAGCCAGCUUCACCUCUCGUAUGGUCAACGCCAAGGCGUGAACAUUGCCAGAACUGCGCUGCAUAAGUUUCAGACGUCAAAUUUCAUUCUUUUCAUGGAUGACGCUUGUGGUAGACUUAAUCACGAGACUGCAGCUGUUUAUCAACAGGUAGUGAGGGAAUGCUUCUUUGGCAAUGCCAGUAUCAUGGUUAAGACGGCCGACUGCGAUCUUGUGGUGGAUGGAUUACUGCCACUGCCUGAGCCCGUGGAUCCAUAUACGGAUCCCUUCGCUUAGGUUUCCGUUCUCGACUUUGCUUUUUCUUCUUUUGGUUGUCUUUGCACUGCUUACGCUUUAUUCUUCGUUGCUCCUUGUUUCAUUGCAUGAAUGGUUUGUUGUUUCGCGCAGGCGCUGCACUUCGUCCAUAUUUAAUUUCUUGAACAUUUUUGCUAAAUAAUAUUCUUUGUUCCUCUAA
Messenger RNA from [Torrubiella] hemipterigena, 4117 nucleotides. The record is from the annotation of a GenBank genome assembly. NCBI's taxonomy places the organism in Eukaryota, Fungi, Ascomycota, Sordariomycetes, Hypocreales, Clavicipitaceae.